AUGAGAGGCGGCAAGAUGGCGAUGGUGCGGCUGCUGGCGUGUUUUGUGCUCUACAUAAGUCUGGGUCACAUUCCAUCAUCACUGAGCGUAAUCCUCCGAACCACGGACAAGAUUGUGUGGGCAAAUGAGUUUGAGGCCAUUGAGCUGACCUGUUUAAUAGAGUCUAUUUCUACAAACAACCCAAGAAUUGAGUGGAAAAAGAUUAAAAACGGGGUGCCAAGUUAUGUCUACUUUCAGAGCAAGAUAGCAGGCGACUUGGAGCACAGAGCCCAACUCCGAGAGCCAGCCAACAUUCUGAUCUUCAACGCGACCCGCUCUGACACGGCAGAGUACCGCUGUGAAGUAGCAGCUAUUGACGAUCAGAAAGACUUUGAUGAGAUCCUAAUCAGUUUGGCUGUAAGAGUGAAACCUGUAGUUCCUCGCUGCAGUGUGCCAGAUGCCGUCACUGUAGGAACGUCCACUGAACUGCGCUGUCUGGAGAAUGAGGGCUUUCCAGCGCCUCAGUACCGCUGGUACCACAACAACGAAGAGCUGCCUCACGAACCCAAAGCCAGUCCCCGGUUCACCAACUCCUCAUACAGCAUCAACCCUGACACUGGUAGCCUGAAAUUUCAAAGAGUGAAAAAAGAUGAUGCUGGGGAGUACUACUGUCAAGCCAAAAAUGAUGCUGGUGUCGCACAGUGUCCUGGAAUGGUGAUGGAAGUCUAUGAUGUCGACAUCCUGGGGAUAUUCCUCAAGUCAUUUGGAGCUGUGGUUGUGUUCUUCUGCGUGUCGUUCACCAUCUGCCACACAUGCAGACGGGGCUGUUUCAACAAAAAAGGGCACGAGAAUAGCUACAACUGGCCACCACAGAAUAAUGGCACGGACUAUGGGGACACUGAUGAGGGGCACUUCCGUCACAAGUCUUCAUUCAUUAUUUGA
Messenger RNA from Knipowitschia caucasica, 921 nucleotides. The record is from the annotation of a GenBank genome assembly. Lineage: Eukaryota; Metazoa; Chordata; Actinopteri; Gobiiformes; Gobiidae.